Rotaria sordida is the source of this 609-nucleotide messenger RNA. The record is from the annotation of a GenBank genome assembly. Lineage: Eukaryota; Metazoa; Rotifera; Eurotatoria; Philodinida; Philodinidae.
AUGUCUCUUCCUACUAUUGGUAAACCAGCACCAGAUUUUAAAGAAAAAGCAGUACUUGAUAAUAAAGUAUUUAAUAUAUCAUUAAGUGAUUAUGAUAAAAAGUAUCUUGUUUUACUCUUUUUUCCAAUGGACUUUACUUUUGUUUGUCCAACAGAAUUAAUUGCAUUCAGUGAUCAUUUGAAUGAUUUUCAGAAAAUCAAUACCCAUGUUAUUGGUUGUGCAACUGAAAGUCAUUAUAGUCAUUUAAAAUGGUUGAAUAUGACACAUAAAGAAGGUGGUAUUCGUGGUCUUCGUAUUCCAUUGAUUGCUGAUAAAUCAAUGACAAUUGCUAAAAAAUAUGGUGUUCUUGAUGAAAAACUUGGAAUUUCCCAUCGAGCAUUGUUUAUUAUCGAUGAUAAUGGUAUCCUUCGUCAAGCUACUGUUAAUGAUUAUCAAGUUGGUCGAAGUGUAUCUGAAACUUGUCGAUUGAUUAAAGCUAUUCAAUAUGCAAGUAGAUUACGUGAAAGUACAUCAAAACAAAAUUUUCUUGAAGUGCCGGCAUCAAGUAUCCAGAGAUUGCGAACGUUGAAUAGUUUAGGAAGGAAUGUUCUUCAUGAACUCACUGAAUAA